Molecule: messenger RNA, 2369 nt
Organism: Meriones unguiculatus (Mongolian gerbil)
Lineage: Eukaryota; Metazoa; Chordata; Mammalia; Rodentia; Muridae
Gene: Amigo2
Product: adhesion molecule with Ig like domain 2
Exons: 1
Coding region: 4-1563 (519 amino acids)
Cellular component (GO): plasma membrane
Molecular function (GO): protein binding
Source: RefSeq, a predicted model, not a curated record
AUAAUGUGGUUGAGGCUCCACACACUGCCCACCCUGACUGGAGCUGUCAAACCGGGUUGCAGAGAGCUGCUGUGCUUGUUGCUCAUCGCCGCGAUGGUGAGCCCCAGUGCCUCAGGAGCAUGCCCCUCUGCUUGCAUCUGCGCCACGGACAUCGUCAGCUGCACCAACAAAAACCUGUCCAAGGUGCCUGGGAACCUCUUCAGACUGAUUAGGAGACUGGACCUGAGCUAUAACAGGCUUGGGCUGCUAGAUGCCGACUGGAUUCCCGCGUCCUUGGUCAAGCUCAGCACCCUGAUCCUGCGGCACAACAACAUCAGCAGCAUCUCCGUGGGCAGUUUCUCCACGACUCCCAAUUUAAAGUGUCUUGACUUAUCGUCCAACAGGCUGAGGUCGGUGAGGAGUGCCACGUUCCAGGAGCUGAGGCUGCUGGAGGUGCUCCUCCUUUACAACAAUCACAUUUCCUCUCUGGACCCGGCAGCAUUCGGGGGCCUCUCCCACUUGCAGAAGCUCUACCUGAGUGGGAACUUCCUCACCGAGUUCCCUAUGGAUCUGUAUGUCGGGAGGUUCAAGCUGCCCGAUCUGACCUUUUUAGAUGUUUCUUAUAACCGAAUCCCUUCCAUACCAAUGCACCAUAUAAAUUUAGUGCCAGGGAGACAGCUGAGAGGCAUCUACCUCCACGGGAACCCGUUCGUCUGUGACUGUGCCCUGUACUCCUUGCUGAUCUUCUGGUACCGCAGGCACUUUAGCUCCGUGAUGGAUUUUAAGAAUGACUACACCUGCCGCCUGUGGCCGGACUCCAGGCACUCCCGUCAGCUGUCCCUACUCCAGGACAGCUUUCUCAACUGUUCCUACAGCGUCAUCAACGGGUCCUUCCACGCGCUUGGCUUCAUCCACGAGGCUCAGGUUGGGGAGAGAGCGAUCGUCCACUGUGACAGCAAGACUGGCAAUGGAAAUACCGAUUUCAUCUGGGUGGGUCCCGAUAACAGACUGCUGGAGCCAGAUAAAGACACGGGAAACUUUCGUGUGCUUUACAAUGGAAGUCUGGUCAUAGAGAACCCUAGUUUUGAGGAUGCUGGAAUUUAUUCUUGUAUUGCAAUGAAUAGGCAGCGCCUGUUGAAUGAAACUGUGGAUAUCAUGAUAAAUGUGAGCAAUUUCACCAUCAGCAGAUCCCAUGCUCACGAGGCAUUUAACACGGCUUUUACCACCCUCGCCGCCUGCGUGGCCAGUAUAGUCCUGGUACUACUGUAUUUGUACCUGACGCCAUGCCCGUGCAAAUGUAAAGCCAAGAGACAGAAAAACAUGCUGACCCAAAGCAAUGCCCACUCCUCCAUCCUCAGCCCGGGCCCCGCUGGCGACGCCUCUGCUGAUGACCGGAAGGCAGGUAAAAGAGUGGUGUUUUUGGAGCCCCUGAAGGAUACUGCAGCGGGACAGAAUGGGAAAGUCAAGCUUUUCCCCAGUGAGGCCGUGAUAGCCGAGGGCAUCCUGAAGUCCCCGAGGGCGAAAUCGGACUCAGACUCGGUCAAUUCUGUGUUCUCAGACACACCCUUUGUGGCCUCCACCUAACCGUGUUGCCUGUGUCUGUCCCGUGUCGUGGUUCACUCUCUCCCUGUUUAACUUCGUGUGGUUCCACAAAAUCAACAGCAGGACAGAAACUGUUUUGUCUUUUGAGAGAAAACCAAAUGGUGUCUUAAGAUGGUUGCUAGGAAGUGAAGCCGAGCACACUGGUUGCUCACUGUGCUGGGGAAAGAUGUGGUUGAUUUUGAGAGUUCAAGUUCUGGAUAGCAGCUUCAGCUUAGCUUUCAGCAAUGCUGCUGAUGCCAAGGCUGGCCUGAAGGCAGUGUGACUGGCCAUUAUCCCUCUAUUCAGUUAUCUUAAAGGAAGAGCAAAGCUAUGUGCUGGCACUCUUUAAAAAUAGACUGUUGUCUUACUAGAACCAAAGUUGAGCUUUUUUAAAAAAACAUUUUUUUUUUUUUUAAGAAAAACACUAGUGGCUUCUUUUAUUUUUAAAAGAGGCAGAAGGGAAGAAAUGGUUAUUUAUAAAGCAUUAAGUUGGCAUAGAGGCUUUUCAGCCAAAAUCACCAUUUCAGACCAGAAUGGACAGACUCUAACCACGUCCACAGCUGUGCCACAUCCUACGUAGUUCGAAGCAAGUUGUGCAGAAAGGUGUCGUUGUUUAGCUGUCUUCCUUCUCCGCGUUCUCUCUGCUGUAUCCAGGUACAAAUGAUCUCACAUGUGUCAGUACCAAGAUGUCCAGGUAGCCCCCGCUUGUGUAUAUGUGAAACCCUAAGUUAUAUGACCUGCUAAAUAGACCCGAUGUACUGUGCUUUAGACCUUUAAAUCAGUGUAAAUACAUGUACUCUGUGACCUAA